CACAGAGAUGGCGAGUGACGACCAGGUGGCCAUCUUGACGGAUGACGAGGGGUAUCAGAAGAGGAAGUAUGUCCUGGCAGAACCCUUCAACACCCUGUCCAACACCCUGGAGCAGAUACCGGUGGGCUCGGGCCCCGCCUCUGCCUCCCAAGGUCCAGAGUCUCCCCCCACAGACACACCUGACUCCCCCUCCUCCAACCCCAGUAAUGACUGCCUGGAGAGGAACUGCGUGCAGAUCGACAACCACCUCCUCAUCUCCAAGGUCUUCUAUUUCUUCUUCUAUGCAGCCUAUGGGUCCCUACACCCACUGCUGCCUGUCUACUACAAGCAGCUGGGGAUGACUCCCAGUCAGAGCGGCCUGCUGGUCGGGAUCCGGUACUUCAUCGAAUUCUGUAGCGCCCCCUUUUGGGGGGUGGUGGCGGACCGCUUCAAGAAGGGCAAGGUGGUGCUUGUGUUCUCCGUUUUCUGCUGGCUGGUGUUCAACUGCGGCAUCGGCUUCAUCAAGCCCGCCUCCAUAACAUGCGUGGAGAGGAAACCCCCAGUCGCACGCCCCACCAGCCCUGCCCACCUCGGUCUGCCGGCCAAUUACAGUAGGGACCGCAGGGGUGUGAUUGGAGACUUGUUUUCCCUCUCUUCGAAUCAACACGGUUUAGCAUCAGACUCAGUUAGUGGCGGUCCCCUGCACAGGUAUGUGAGGAGCGAUGGUGGUAAUGUCACUGGACCCAGCACUGUCCCGGGACCUGUGCCUUCCCCCACCAUCACAACAACAACAUCUUCCCCCUCCACCACCCCUACUACAACAGCCAGCUCAAAACCUGCCUCAAAUCUAACCACAACCAAACCAACCACCACAACCAUUCCGAAAGUCUACCACAUCAUCUCCAACCACGACCAGGUGGAGACCAUCUUCCUCCUGAUCCUGCUAGUCAUCAUCAUCGGCGAGUUCUUCAGCGCUCCGGCUGUGACCAUAGUGGACACGCGCACCCUGCAGUACCUGGGCCCCCACCAGGACCGCUACGGCCUGCAGAGGAUGUGGGGCUCCCUGGGCUGGGGCCUGGCCAUGCUCUGCGUAGGCAUCUGGAUCGACCACACCCACAUCAAGCUCUUCAUCCAGGGCACCGGCUGCAUCGUGCCCGACUACAAGAACUACCAGAUAGCCUUUAUUGUCUUUGGAGUCCUGAUGGCCGUAGCUUUGAUAUUGUCCACACAGUUUUACUUUGAGAGUAGUACUAGUGACCACCGGCCAAUGGAGGCCCAGCUGGAGGAGGAUAAGAGACAGGAGGCAGAGUCUCCUCAAAUGUCCAGUGGCGUUUUAUCUCCCAAAGGGCAUGCAGUGGAAUCGUUAGAAUCCCAAAGUGUCGUCAGCCAGCCAUUUCUUUACCAGGACCUCAUUCGGCUGCUGUGUAGCGUGCAGUACGGCUCAGUGCUCUUCGUGGCCUGGUUUAUGGGGUUCGGCUACGGCUUUGUGUUCACGUUCCUCUACUGGCACCUGGAGGACCUGAAAGGGACCACCACGCUAUUUGGAGUGUGCUCGGUGCUGAGCCACAUCUCAGAGCUGGUCGCCUACUUCACCAGCCACAAGCUCAUCGAGCUGGUUGGCCAUAUAAGGGUGCUGUACAUCGGUCUGGCCUGCAACACGGCUCGUUACCUGUACAUCUCCUACCUGGAGAACGCCUGGAUCGUCCUGCCCAUGGAGGUCCUUCAAGGUGUGACCCAUGCCUCAGUGUGGGCAGCCUGUAUCUCCUACCUGAGUGCUGCAGUGCCUCCAGAGCUGAGGACCUCUGCCCAGGGUAUCCUCCAGGGUCUGCACCUGGGGCUGGGCCGGGGCUGUGGGGCCAUGGUGGGGGGAGGCUUGGUCAAUGUUUUUGGAGCAGCCCACACCUUCAGAGGGAUAGGAAUGGUCUCCCUCGUCAUCCUCCUCCUCUUCGCUCUCAUCCAGUGGCUGGCUGUGCAGAGUGGGAACAAAGAUCCCAGAAUGCUGGCGGGGAACAUCCCAGUCCCCUCCAGCCCUGUUCCCAUAGCGACCAUAGACAUUAUCCAAUCAAAUAACGGAGCCGCCACAAUGACACCGCCGAGGAAGACCAAGCACCAGGAGGAUCAGGAGGACUUGAGCAAGCCUGCCUGGGUGGUGUCCGCCUCACCCUGGGUCACCCUGGCCUUCGCCCUGCACCAGAUCAGAGAGAUGGCUACCCUUGCCAGGAGCAGCCCUGCCAAGAAUCCAUCAGACCCUGCAGGUACUGUAGGUAGACAUGGUGGCUGGCAGCUCGUAGACUGGUGGGUUCAGGGAUAGACUGGUGGGUUCAGGGAUAGACUGGUGGGUUCAGGGAUAGA
Messenger RNA from Salvelinus namaycush (lake trout), 2331 nucleotides. RefSeq names its product major facilitator superfamily domain-containing protein 6-like. The coding region runs from base 8 to 2290 and encodes 760 amino acids. Gene Ontology annotation, cellular component: plasma membrane. The transcript is spliced from 5 exons. Gene Ontology annotation, biological process: antigen processing and presentation of exogenous peptide antigen via MHC class I. NCBI's taxonomy places the organism in Eukaryota, Metazoa, Chordata, Actinopteri, Salmoniformes, Salmonidae. The record is from RefSeq and is a predicted model, not a curated record.